UCGAGCAGCCUCAGCCUACGCCGUAGCACCUGCAACAUGGCGUCGCCACAGGAAGCCGACGAGGAGACCAAGGCCGCCCUUGAACGCCGCGCCACAGGGGGAUUCUCCCGAGCACCUCCUGGCCUCGAAGAGCACGAAAAGGAGUCGGCAUCAUCAUCUGAUCAAUUGUCUAUACAAGACCUCGUCGAGCAACAGCUUGGAAUGAGGAAGUCCACCCACAGUGAACGGAAUCAAGAAUGUAGACAAGAGCUCAACGUUUCCCAAAGAGAUGAGGACACGGUGAACGAGAGUCAAUUACUGGCCAGGGAGCGGUUUUGUUCUUUGAGAAGCACUCCCAAGAACCAGGCAAGCCAGUUCUCCAACACAGCUGGCAGCAUCCAAGCCCGUUCAAGCAGCGCAGCGUCCUCAGACUCACUGUCAUGGCCAGAACCAAAAGGCCUGCUGCUUCCAGUGGGCUUUCUUCAGCAAUCAAGAAUCGAUCUUGGUACAAUUUCUCUGGGAGUGCCGCAGAAUGUUAUUCUUUUAUUGGUAAAUAUGACAGAAAAAAAACGGCGUUACCGAAUUCAACAGCUUCACUCAAGCAUUGGUGGGCGCGUACCCAACGAAUUUGAGACUGUCACCGCCGAAUUUUCAGGCCAGCACACCGUGGCUGGUGGAUGUGUUGCUAAAAUUCAGGGCUCUUUCCUUUCCUUGAGUCCUGGGGCUGUUGAAAUCACGGUCGGCCUUGUGGCCGAGGACAACGCUGGCGGUGGGGAUCAAAACCAACCCACCGUGAUUAUGGUAGCUCAGGUAGAGCCGCCAUGCAUUAUCAUGGAGCCUUGCCACACCACAAACUUCGAAGGUCUGCAUUUGGAAGCGGAACAAAGCAGCGAAACCAGCAGUGCCAGCCAGGAAGUCACGGUUCUCACAAAAGGUCCAACGCUAUGCCCUCCAUAGUUGUCAUACACGGGGCUUCUUGCUUGUCAUCUAGGGGGAACAGCUGCAAAGCUCCGAGUCGACUCUGGUGAACCAUGAUGCUGAUGGAGAAUGGCCACCGGUCAAAAGAUGCCGUUCCAGUCUAGAGAAGGGUGGCUUUGCGCUGUCAUCUGUGGUUUUCUAGCAGAAGUCUUCGGAGGUGGCCUGCAGCGGUGUGGCCUAAACACUUGCAGGAUGUACUGCGUGCAGAAAGAUAAGGAUGGCGCCAAAUAUCGGCAUGUCCUGAACAUGCUCUGCCAUCCGGAAGAAGAGAACACAGAUAGCGCUGAGGACAGCAUCAUUUUGUCAAUGCUAUCGCUCUCCUGGGCAGACACUUUUUGAUGGUGGUGCCCAAUUGUUUGGUAAAAUACUUUGGCAUGAACAACAUUUGUUCUGUUGUAUCUUUAGUUAAAAGUUAUUGAUUUUCUAUUCACUUUAUGUCGGAAUCCUAUCGUUCUGCAAAAAGAGGUGAUUUGAAGUUGUGCCGAAUUGUCAGCUAUCGUGCCCCCAGGAUCACGAUCACCUCAAAAAAAAAAACAAAACAAAAAAAAACAGAAAAACAAGAAAGAUUGCAGUGACUCCACUGCGUGUGGCGGUCCUGGGCAUGAAGCUAAUUUCGUCCUACUUUACGGCUGUCACAGCAUUUAGCUGACAUCGAGCGGUUUGUCAAUCUCCUUUUGAAAGGGAGCCUAUUGCAAUCAUGAUUGGGGAAAACAAUCGUACUUGCCUCGCCUGCGCUUAAAUCACAUUACUAGGCACAUUACUGGGUGGUUCCAUUUCCUUGCAGUUGAAUAAAAAAAAUUUGUGAUACGCCGUCCCUCAGAAUGCUUGCAGGACCCUUUGCUAUGUCUAUGUGUUGUACUUCUCGGCAUG
Dermacentor silvarum is the source of this 1827-nucleotide messenger RNA. RefSeq lists its product as uncharacterized. The transcript has 7 exons. NCBI's taxonomy places the organism in Eukaryota, Metazoa, Arthropoda, Arachnida, Ixodida, Ixodidae. The record is from RefSeq and is a predicted model, not a curated record. The coding region runs from base 37 to 936 and encodes 299 amino acids.